Phodopus roborovskii (desert hamster) is the source of this 968-nucleotide messenger RNA. RefSeq names its product transmembrane protein 45B (gene Tmem45b). Bases 115 to 951 code for a protein of 278 amino acids. Lineage: Eukaryota; Metazoa; Chordata; Mammalia; Rodentia; Cricetidae. The transcript has 6 exons. The record is from RefSeq and is a predicted model, not a curated record.
UGGGCUGGGCGGGGUGCGGACGCCUGCACCUCCUGGGCACCCGCGGCCACAUCCGUGACCGAGGCUGACAAGUGGACACCUCUGAGGCUCGGGAAAAGGUGUCCUAAGACACUGAUGGCAAACUUCAAGGGCCACGCUCUGCCAGGGAGCUUCUUUCUGAUAUUUGGACUAUGGUGGUCAGUGAAGUACCCACUGAAGUACUUUCAUCAAAAGGGCUUAAAAAAGAACAGACUGAGCCAGCAGCAGCAGCGGAUCGAGAUAAUUGAAGGUGCAAUCAAGACUCUGUUUGCAGUCAUCGGGAUCCUGGCAGAGCAGUUUGUUCCAGAUGGGCCUCACCUCCACCUCUACCACGAAAAUCAAUGGACAAAGCUAAUGAAUUGGCAGCACAGCACCAUGUACCUGUUCUUUGGUAUCUCAGGAAUCAUCGACAUGCUCACCUACCUUUACUUCAACAUUGUGCCCCUGGGGGUAGACAGAGUGGUUUUGGCUAUGGCAGUAUUCAGUGAAGGUUUUCUCUUCUACUUCCACGUUCACAACCGUCCUCCGCUGGACCAGCACAUCCACUCACUUCUACUGUUUGGUUUGUUUGGAGCGAGUGCCAGUAUCUUCCUGGAGGUGAUCUAUCGGGAUAAUAUUGUGCUGGAGCUUUUCCGAACCAGUCUCCUUAUUCUUCAGGGGACCUGGUUCUGGCAGAUUGGAUUUGUCCUGUUCCCCCCAUUUGGAACACCAGAAUGGGACCAGAAAGACAUGGACAAUAUCAUGUUUAUCACCAUGUGCUUCUGCUGGCACUAUUUGGUUGCCCUUUUCAUCACAGCCAUCAAUUACUCUCUUGUUUACUGCUUCCUGACCCGGGUGAAGAGGCACACAGAAGGAGAAGUCAUUGGGAUUCAGAAACUGAAGUCUGACCACACAUACCAGUCAGCCCUUUUGAGUGGCUCAGAUGAGGAGUAACAUCAGGCCUCGGGGAA